Messenger RNA from Phoenix dactylifera (date palm), 1667 nucleotides. Its product is annotated as putative WRKY transcription factor 9. Gene Ontology annotation, biological process: regulation of DNA-templated transcription. Lineage: Eukaryota; Viridiplantae; Streptophyta; Magnoliopsida; Arecales; Arecaceae. The record is from RefSeq and is a predicted model, not a curated record. Gene Ontology annotation, molecular function: DNA-binding transcription factor activity; sequence-specific DNA binding.
UAGCCCUUUUAAUACGUCUCCAACAUUGACUUCCUAGCCUCGGGAAAAUCAUCAAAGACCCAAGAGAGGGACGGGGGCAGCAAUUACAGGAUAUCGUUGAAGAAGAGGAGGGAGGAAAGUACAAUGCAAAUAGAUCUCUCUUUGAAGAUAGAGGAUGGAGAAAGAGAAGGUGAUGAAGAAAGAGAGCAAGAAGAAGAAGCGGUGGAAGGAGAAGAACUGGUAGCCGAUGAAGAGCUGGAAGCAAAUGCCAAGAAGGAAGAGAGCCUAAAAGACGAGGAAGAUCAAACUGAAGAAAAGACCAUGGGCGGAAAUUUGGUGACAGAUGAGUUAUGCAUAUUAAAAAAUGAGAUGGAUCACAUGAAGGAGGAGAACAAGUUUCUAAGGAUGGUUGUUGACCGCACCAUGAAAGAUUAUUACGACCUACAGAUGAAGUUUGCAGCCAUCCAACAACAGGAUCUGCCAAAAGAGCAUCGAGUCUUUCUUUCGCUUGGAGGAGAAGGUUCUCAAGUUCUGAAGAGGACUUGUGAGUGCGUCGAGGAUAAGGAGCGGAUAAAACCAUUCCUAGCUCAUCAAGGAAGCGAGAUUAGUGAAAGAAAGGAUUUGGAGUUAUCUUUGAGGUUGCAAAACUUUGUUGACCCACAUGGAAGAGAAGAACCGAGUCAAGAAAAAGGGAAGGGACUUAGGAGAUGGACACCAGUCGACACUAGGCUCCAAACUGAUGAACCGGCCGGGAUCGUGAGCCAAAGUAUCAAUCCAACGAAUAGGAAAACUAGGGUUUCGGUUAGAGCGAGAUGUCACGGUCCUACUCUGAACGAUGGUUGCCAAUGGAGAAAAUAUGGGCAAAAGGUUGCAAAAGGGAACCCAUGUCCAAGAGCAUACUACCGCUGCACGGUUGCACCAGGAUGCCCCGUUAGAAAGCAGGUUCAGAGAUGCCGUGAAGACAUGUCAAUACUUGUUACAACCUAUGAAGGGACACAUAACCAUCCCCUACCUGUUGGUGCAACAGCCAUGGCUUCCACCACCACAGCAGCAGCAACUUUCAUGUUACCAUCUGGCACGAGUUCUUCGUCAUCAGUAUCUGAUAGCAUCUCAAACCAGAUGCCCUUGUCCUACCUCAGCCCAUAUCUAGUAAAUCCUUCUUAUCAUUCGUCAACAAUUGAUAGUUUUGCAAACUUCUCAAGCUCUUCAAGCUUCUUAGAUCUGAUCGGCAACAAUAACCUUGGUCAGCAACACCUCUCUGAAACCCCUCAUCACAAACCUAAUUUGAAGUAUCCAUGGUCUGCAACCCCCUGUCCAAAUGAAAGUAGUUCUGUUGGAAGCUUUUUGAGGGAGCAACUAAAGCGGCCUUGAACUACGAGGAAGCGAAUUCAGUAGUGGAUAAUGUUAGCGUUAUUUAUUCAGACCCAACAUUUAUAGUAGCUUUUGUAGCUGCCGUUACCUCAUUCACCAACAACGAUAACGAGGGCGUAAAAAACCUUGGAUAUACUUUGGUUCACAAGGAUGGAGAGAGUACUGUAAAGCUAGCAAUAAAUGGGUGAUCGAGCCCCUCAAGCUGCAGUGAACAUUUUAGAUUUAUGUUGCUUACACAAAUUCAACGAAGGUGCUUUUGUACUUUAGCUCUAUAUGACAUUGUUUGCACUAGAUAAUUGCUUUGGUUUUGUGCUCCA